GAUAGAUUAUAUUCUAACUGGAUUUCUGAAAAUGAGUGGCACCUCUGCUGUCCUCUGUCUCUAUCUUGUUUAUGGAUUAAUGCAACAGAUGGAAGCCUCUAUCCUGAGCUGCAUUCCCAGAAAAACAGUAACAUACCAAAAUGGAAAUAUAAAAACUUUUAUGAAACCAGGAUUAUCCAAUUUUUCCACACUCUUGGUGAGUGAAGAAACUGAUAUCUUAUUUGUUGGAGCCAGAGAUGCUAUAUUUGCACUUGACUUGAAUGACAUCUCAAGAGAAAUAGCCAGUGAGGACUGGUUCGCAACAAGGGAUAGGCAAUUGGAAUGCAUUCGCAGAGGAAAGGACAAAGUAGAUUGCCGAAACUACAUCCUCCUCCUUCAUAAGAUAAAUGACACUAAUUUAUAUGUUUGUGGAACCAAUGCAUUUUACCCAGCUUGUGAUUACAUGGUCAUCAACAGUACAGAUAUUCAUCUGCAAGGGAAAGCUGAAGAAAGCAGAGGAAGAUGUCCUUUUGAACCUACUCUGAAUUAUGCUUCUCUGUUAGUUGAUAGUGCAUUUUAUUCAGCCACUUCAAAUAACUUCUUGGGCACUGAGCCUAUUAUACUUCGCAGUUUGAGAAACCAUCUAAGGACAGAGUUUAAAGCAUCUUGGCUAAAUGAGCCCAGCUUUGUCUAUAUGGAUAUUGUGCGGGAAAGUGAAUCUAAUCCAGAUGGAGAUGAUGAUAAAAUUUAUGUGUUCUUCACUGAAACAGCUGUUGAAUUUGAGUUCUAUGAAAAACUUCUGGUGUCAAGAAUUGCUCGUGUCUGCAAAAGUGAUCUCGGUGGAAAACGCAUAUUGCAAAAAAGAUGGACGUCAUUUUUAAAAUCCAGACUUAUCUGUUCCGUUCCAGAAUCAAAUUUCCAGUUUAAUAUUGUUCAGGAUGUCUUUUUACUUAAGAGAGCAGAUUGGCGGGAAAGCAUGUUUUAUGGUAUUUUUACUCAACAAUGGGGAAGGUUGGAUAUUUCUGCAGUUUGUGCAUUCAGUAUGAAAACUGUCCAAGAAGUCUUCGCCAAAGGAAACUAUAAAGGGCCAGUGACUGUGGAACAUUCCCAUGUUAAAUGGAUGGUGUUCAGGGGAGAAGUGCCACUCCCACGUCCCGGUGCUUGCAUUGAUAAUUUUGCCCGGAGUAUUGGAUACAACACUUCUCUUGAUUUGCCUGAUAAAAUUCUGCAGUUUGUUAGAGACCAUCCUUUAAUGGAUAAUGCUGUAAAUCCAAUUGGUGAUAGGCCAGUGCUACUGAAAAGAGGUUCAAAUUAUACCAGGAUUGUAGUAGACAGAAUCACUGGCCUAGAUAAAAAAACAUACGAUGUUCUGUUUAUAGGAACGGAUAAUGGAUAUUUGCAUAAAGCUCUCAGCUGUGACGGGGAAAUGUUCAUUAUGGAGGAGAUACAGCUGUUUCAGUCCCCAGAGCCUGUACAAUCUCUUAAACUGUCUUCUAAAAAGGGCCUGCUAUAUGUAGGGUCUCCAUCCCAAGUUGUACAACUCCCUGUUUCAGUAUGCAGUCGAUAUAAACAGUGCUUGGAUUGUGUUUUGGCAAGGGAUCCUUAUUGCUCGUGGUCUGAGUCUUUUCAGAAGUGUGUUCCAGUGGCUAAUCAAACAGGAGACUUGCGGGAUUUAAUCCAGAGUGUUAGAAAUGGUGAUGCUUCCAAAUGUCCUAAAAUAGGAAAUAAUGUCAAAAACUGUCCCGUUAUCAUUGGCAACAGUGUUCAUCUUAAAUGCGCACCCAUGUCCAACCUGGCUAGGAUGGUGUGGAAGUUUAAUGGGAGCAGUCUUCAGGCAGAAGAGUCUAAAUACUUGCUUUAUGAUGGAGGAAUAGUCAUAUUUAAUGUGACAGUGGCUGAUGCUGGAUUUUAUGACUGUCAUUCUGUAGAGAGAGCUAAUGGGAAAGAAUUCCCUGUUACUGUGGCUAGCUACAUUCUUUAUACCCAACAGGACAGCAUUUUCAUUAUUACUAAGAAUUACACCACAAAUCAACCAAAUGCAGACACAACUCUGAAGGUUAAAUCUUUGGUCUCAUCUUCCUUGCUGAAUGACCCAGCAAAACAAAGAUCCCUGGAAGACCAGAAAGAGAAGCUUAUUUUAAAAUUCUUGGGAGCUGGAUUUGCACUCCUUUUUUCUUCCUUGCUGGUUUGGAACUUUUACAAAGGCCAUCUGUCUGUGCCUUGGAAGAGCAGAGAAAAAAGCUCAAAAACAGUAAAUGUAGAUUGUUUGCCAGGUCCAACGUUGGCUACAGAGGGGUCAGGCGCUAUGAGGAAAAGUUCAGCCACACGAACUAACACCUCCACUGUUAAUGAAUCAGUACCUCUUGUGAGCUUUCCUUCAGAAGAGGAACACAGCGCUAAUGUACAACACAACACAAGUCUCACAAAGAGAUCUGGGACUUGCAGCUCACAAAGCUGUUUGGUUGAGGAUGAGACAAUGUUUCCUGUUGAGGAAUGUGGAAUGUAAAGUUUGAGUAGGAAUCACAAGCCCAUAAUCUAGUGAGCCAAGUUGCUAAACAUAAAAUCAUUUUCAGUUGCUGCUUUUGAAACAGGUUAUUACAUCAGUUUUUGGUAUUUGUUUAACAUGUGUUGCAAGAAUAAACAUUUGUUAAAAAUUGA
Gopherus flavomarginatus (Mexican gopher tortoise) is the source of this 2637-nucleotide messenger RNA. Its product is annotated as semaphorin-4D-like. The record is from RefSeq and is a predicted model, not a curated record. NCBI's taxonomy places the organism in Eukaryota, Metazoa, Chordata, Testudines, Testudinidae. Gene Ontology annotation, biological process: axon guidance; semaphorin-plexin signaling pathway; neural crest cell migration. Gene Ontology annotation, molecular function: semaphorin receptor binding; chemorepellent activity. The coding region runs from base 32 to 2485 and encodes 817 amino acids. The transcript has 14 exons.